Telopea speciosissima is the source of this 1176-nucleotide messenger RNA. RefSeq names its product probable pectate lyase 7. Bases 1 to 1176 code for a protein of 391 amino acids. The transcript is spliced from 3 exons. Gene Ontology annotation, molecular function: pectate lyase activity. Lineage: Eukaryota; Viridiplantae; Streptophyta; Magnoliopsida; Proteales; Proteaceae. The record is from RefSeq and is a predicted model, not a curated record.
AUGGUAUCUAAUUUCCCAAACCACUCAAUUUUACAAGUUUGCACUGGAACAAGCAACUCAAGAAGGUCAUUGCUUCAACAGAAAGAAGAAGGGGAGGGGGGGGGGGGGGGGGGGGAGGCAACGAACCCAAUAGACAGCUACUGGAGGUGCCAGGCCAACUGGGAGAUGAAUCGAAAGAGUUACGCCAAGUGCGCACUGGGGUUUGGCAGGAAGACUAGGGGUGGCGAGAACAGCCGCAUCUACGUCGUCACUGACCCCUCUGAUAGCGACAUGGUCAACCCAAAGAACGGCUCCCUCCAUUACGGUGUCAUCCAGAAGGAGCCACUCUGUAUCAUCUUUGCCCACGACAUGACCGUCCGCCUCACCCAAGAGCUCAUUAUGACAUCCAACAAGACCAUCGACGGCUGUGGCGCCAACGUUCACAUCGCCAAUGGCGCUGGUAUAACCAUCCAGUUCGUCCACGAUAUCAUCAUCACUAACCUCCACAUCCACGACAUCAAAGCCACCAACGGCGACGAUAUCCGUGAUUCCGUCGACCACUACGAUCAGCGCACCGCCAGCGAUGGCGAUGGUAUUAACAUCUUCGGAUCCACCAACAUCUGGAUCGACCACUUGUCCAUGUCCAACUGCAAGGAUGGACUCAUCGACACCGUCAUGGGUUCCACCGCCAUUACCAUCUCCAAUAACCACUUCUCUAGCCACGACCAUGGGUUGUUGUUAGGAGCAAAUGACACCUACGCCGAUGACAAGAAGAUGCAGGUCACCGUAGCAUUCAACCACUUCGGACAAGGAUUAGUACAGAGGAUGCCCAGGGUCCGAUGGGGAUUCACCCACGUGGUGAACAACGAUUACACCCACUGGGAAAUGUACGCCAUUGGUGGCAGCACAUACCCAACCAUCCUUAGACAGGGUAACCGCUGCGUUGCUUCAGAUUCAUCGGCAUUCAAGCAGGUUACCCAUAGGGAUUGCACAAUCGAGGACGUGUGGAAGAACUGGGACUGGAGAUCUGAGGGUGAUCUGAUGGAGAACGGUGCCUUCUUCAUCCAAUCUAGAUCCCCAUUAAAGAAGGAGUCCUUCUCCAGCGAAGACAUGAUCAACCCAAAGCCCGCCACCCCUGUCCCCGAGCUUACUCGCUUUGCUGGUGCACUCAUCUGCACAGUUGGCAAGCCUUGCUAA